This is a messenger RNA of Owenia fusiformis, 2484 nucleotides long. The record is from the annotation of a GenBank genome assembly. Lineage: Eukaryota; Metazoa; Annelida; Polychaeta; Sabellida; Oweniidae.
GUGAAUAUUCAAUAUUACAAUGACACUGGUGCAUUACAAAUAUGUGUAGUAAUAACUGUUUAAUACUUUGAUUUCAACAGACUACUCUUUCUGUUCCAAUCCUCAACGAUUUUUUGGGUUACAAACUUUUUCAUUGGAGUUAAGCUUUUGAAGCUGCAUUAGAAAUGAGAAUAGUGUACGAUAUAAGAUGGAAUGUAUCGCAAAUGACGCUGCUUGGAAUUAUAUUUCAAAUGAUGUCAUGUUCCGCAAAUAUAGGUUCAUUCUGGCAUGUAUCGGACUUUCAUUACGACCCAACAUAUGACAUGAACGCAACAGCAGAAUCGUGCCCAUCUUCACUCAAGAGAGUUAGGUUUGGCCGAUUUGGGGACUACCUUUGUGAUGCCCCAUGGGCUCUUGUCAAUGACUCUGUAUAUGCAAUGAAAUCAAUUGAACCAAAUCCUGAUUUCAUAAUUUGGACAGGAGAUGACACCCCACAUAUCUAUACAGGACCGACUCUGAAUACUAAAACUGUGAUAGACAUCAUCCUAAACGAAACUCAACUACUUCAAGACGUUUUUCCAAAUACCAUUGUGUAUGCAGCUCUAGGCAAUCACGACUACCAUCCUAAAAACCAACUCCCAGACUCAAACAAUACAAUUUACGACGCUGUUCUGGAAAAAUGGAAAAUCUGGAUGAAGAACCCUGAAUCUGAACAGACAUUUAGAAAGGGUGGAUACUAUACAGAAUCUAUGUACAAGAAUGGUUAUAGGGUAAUAGUUCUCAAUACAAAUCUCUACUACACCUCCAACAAUGCCAUUGAGAAUAAAGUCGACCCAGCAGAACAGUUCGCUUGGAUGGAGAAUGUUCUUGAAAAUUCCAAGAAACAGGGAGAAAAAGUCCAUAUUGUUGGCCAUAUUCCCGUUGGACUGUUCGAAAAGCAUGCGAAGAAGUAUUGGUUCAGACCAGAGUAUAACAGACGCAUGAAUGACAUUAUUGUGAAAUACUCGGACAUCAUCCUAGGGCAAUAUUUUGCUCAUCACCACACGGAUAGCUUUAGAUUAUUUUACAAUAAAGGUAAACCCUUGAGUACAGCAUAUUUGGCACCUGCUGUAACCCCGUGGGCAACAACACUUCCUGGUGUGGUAGGGUCCGCCGCCAACAACCCUGGAAUAAGACUCUUCAAGUACGACUCUACCAAUACAGAACCAACCGACAUUUGGCAGUACUAUCUCAACCUAACUGAAGCCAACACGUUGGAGAGGUCAGAGUGGAAGAUACUGUACAAGGCGAGAAAGGAUUACAAUCUGACUAGUCUAUUACCCGUGUCAUGGGACACACUGGUGGAAUCAUUCAAGACGACUGAUAGUGAAACAUUUCGCAAAUAUAUUGAUUUCAAUGGCGUCGGUUUUUCCAAGGACGAAUCUUGUGAGAAUCAAUGUAAACACAUUCAUAUCUGUGCUAUACGGAAUGUUGACUACAAUGCAUAUGAUAGAUGUAUAAAUUCUGCAAGCAUUGCUGGUAAACCCUUGAGUACAGCAUAUUUGGCACCUGCUGUAACCCCGUGGGCAACAACACUUCCUGGUGUGGUAGGGUCCGCCGCCAACAACCCUGGAAUAAGACUCUUCAAGUACGACUCUACCAAUACAGAACCAACCGACAUUUGGCAGUACUAUCUCAACCUAACUGAAGCCAACACGUUGGAGAGGUCAGAGUGGAAGAUACUGUACAAGGCGAGAAAGGAUUACAAUCUGACUAGUCUAUUACCCGUGUCAUGGGACACACUGGUGGAAUCAUUCAAGACGACUGAUAGUGAAACAUUUCGCAAAUAUAUUGAUUUCAAUGGCGUCGGUUUUUCCAAGGACGAAUCUUGUGAGAAUCAAUGUAAACACAUUCAUAUCUGUGCUAUACGGAAUGUUGACUACAAUGCAUAUGAUAGAUGUAUAAAUUCUGCAAGCAUUGCUGGUGUGUUUCAUUUCGUUUCGAUUUGGACUGUUGUCAUACCUGUGCUUUUUAGUUUGAUUUUUGUUAAAUAAUCAAAAGGAUUAGAAACUGGAAAAAGUACAACUGAAAACUUAUGUUUGUCCGUAUAUUUAUUCACAUUUCAGUAUAAGUGUCAUAAAUCAUAAAAUAUGUCCAGCAAUAAACAGAAUUUUUAGUUGUCUCAACCUUUGAGAUGGCCCUUUGUAAAGCUUAAAGGCCCCAUGUAAAGUUUAAACCACUUUGGCUUAUAUUGUAGUCUUACCCAAUGUUAUCAAAGUGUGAUAUGUGAACUUUUUUUUUUAAAUUUCAAAAAGUGGUUUUUGAUAGACUUUUUGUUCCAAAAUUUGUGAAUUUAUUUAAAACCAACUUUUAGAGGUCACUCAUAUCUUCUAAUUAGCCACAAUUCAUACCAAUGCAUAGCAUUCAUCCUCCAUGUUUUUGCCGAAAAAAAUAAGAAAAUCGGUUGAUAAACAAGCGAGAAAUGAACUUAUCAGUGCAUGAAAAUGGUUCUGAGAAAAAUGCAUU